CAACGCGAGUAUAUAUUCGCGCGAUAUAUGUAUACAUACGAAGGCCAAGGCGCAUGCGCGAGAGCGCGACAUAUUCGUCGGCGGCGAGGCGAGCGCGAGUCGGUUUUUAGCCGGCCUUCGACUUCCUCUUCCCGUAACGUGUGCAAUGGCGUCUGGUACACUCUACACCUAUCCGGAGAACUUCAGAGCCUACAAGGCUCUGAUCGCGGCCAAGUUCUCCGGGGCCCAGCUCAAGCUUGCCCAGGACUUCGUCUUCGGCGAGACCAACAAGUCCGAGGCCUUCCUCAAGAAGUUCCCACUUGGCAAGGUACCAGCCCUUGAAACCAGCGAUGGCCAAUACCUCUCAGAGAGCAAUGCCAUUGCUUACUACGUUGCUAAUGAACAGCUGAGGGGAAAGACUGACGCAGAGAAGGCUCAGAUCAUCCAAUGGUUCGGUUUCGCAGACUCCGAAAUCCUGCCUGCCAGCAGCGCGUGGGUGUUCCCUCUUCUGGGAAUCAUGCCCUACAACAAACAGAAUGUUGAGAAUGCCAAGGAGGACAUCAAGAAAGCUCUCACAUUUUUGAACAACUACCUUCUGACAAGGACAUACUUGGUAGGAGAGAGGAUAACGCUAGCUGAUAUUAGCGUAGCCAUGACCAUGCUGUACCUGUAUCAGUACAUCUUGGACCCCACCCUCCGCAAGCCAUACCAGAACGUGAAUAGGUGGUUCCAGACCAUCAUCAACCAGCCAGAGUCCGUUGCUGUUGUAGGUGCCUUCAAAUUGGCUGAAAAGACCCUUGAGUACGAUCCUAAGAAGUUUGCUGAAACUCAUGGAAAGAAAGAGAAGAAGGAGAAGGAAAAGAAGGAGAAGGAGCCUAAGAAGGAAAAGGAGCCCAAGAAGGAGAAGGAGCCAGCUGAAGAGCUUGAUGCUGCUGAGGCUGCUUUGGCUGCAGAACCUAAAUCGUCGAAUCCGUUUGACAACAUGCCAAAGGGUACUUUCGACUUCGACGACUUCAAACGGUUUUACAGUAACGAAGAUGAAGCCAAAUCCAUCCCCUACUUCUUCGAGAAGUUUGACCCACAAAACUACAGUAUCUGGUUCUGUGAAUACAAAUACCCAGAAGAACUUACAAAGGUGUUCAUGUCCUGUAAUUUAAUUAGUGGAAUGUACCAACGUUUGGACAAGAUGCGAAAGGCCGCGUUCGCUAGCGUCUGUCUUUUCGGCACAGACAACGACAGCACAAUCAGUGGAAUUUGGGUUUGGCGUGGACAGGAACUUGCAUUCCCUCUCUGUCCAGACUGGCAGAUAGAUUACGAGUCCUACAACUGGACUAAGCUCAAUCCAUCAGAUGAAAAGACAAAGGAACUUGUCACACAGUACUUCAGCUGGACUGGCACUGACAAGGAUGGUCGUAAAUUCAACCAAGGAAAGAUUUUCAAAUAAAUACGAUUUCGCAUUUUAAAGCCAAUAUUCGCAUAAAAAUAAAUCUGAAAAACAGCACUUUGCUAUAAAAAAAAAAUAAUCGAAAUGUUUAUAUCUCCUCAAUGGUUUCCCCUUACUAUGCAGUGCUUAUGUUCAAAUUACACAAUGCUUCAAAGAUGAGAACGUGUUUUUUGAGUAGAUAAAGACGUGUUUACUAAAA
Messenger RNA from Nasonia vitripennis (jewel wasp), 1622 nucleotides. RefSeq names its product elongation factor 1-gamma (gene eEF1gamma). Gene Ontology annotation, biological process: translational elongation. The transcript is spliced from 8 exons. Gene Ontology annotation, cellular component: cytoplasm; nucleus. Gene Ontology annotation, molecular function: translation elongation factor activity. Bases 146 to 1423 code for a protein of 425 amino acids. The record is from RefSeq and is a predicted model, not a curated record. Lineage: Eukaryota; Metazoa; Arthropoda; Insecta; Hymenoptera; Pteromalidae.